GUCGAGGGAAAGAAAGAGUUGUAGAUAUCAACAUGGCAUCUAGUUCAACGUCCGAACCCGUCAAGAAGGUGCAGUUGGAAGGCAAAGUAAUUGCCAUUACCGGUGCAAACAGAGGCAUCGGCCUCGGCAUAGCAGACUGCUGCCUCUCCAACGGCGCCAGCAAAGUCUACUCGCUCGACAUCGGCACGCCCGGCGACGACUUCAGCGCCCUGGCCUCCAAAUACCCCAACCAGCUCUUCGCACUGGAAGCCGACGUGACGAAAGAAGCGUCGAUCCAGGCAGCCGUCGACAAGGUGCUGAGCGAAGCGGGGGCGCUGCACGGCAUGGUGUGCAAUGCGGGGCGCACAAAGCAUAAGCCCGCGCUCGACUUUACAACGGAGGAAAUUGACCAGCUGUGGGGCGUGAAUUUGUAUGGGAGUUUCUAUUCUGCGCGGUGUGCGGCGCGGGCGUUUAUCAAGCAAGGGGUUAAAGGGAGUAUUGUGUUUACGGCGAGUAUGGCGUCGUAUAGACCGAACAAGCGUGUUCCCUCAGCGCCGUACGGUGCGUCAAAGGCUGGCAUUAGGAAUAUGACGCAUACGCUUGCUAUGGAGUGGGCGCAGUACAAUAUCAGAGUCAACUCUGUAUCGCCGGGCUUGGUUAAGACGGCGAUGACGUACUGGGUUGAGCAGCAGCCGGACUGGGAGCAGCAGCUCAAGUACUAUGGUGGUAUGCCGCGGCUAGCGGCGGUUGAGGAGCUCGGAGGCGCGUAUGUGUAUUUGCUCAGUGAUGCGGCGAGUUACACGACGAGUAUUGACAUUCCAGUCAAUGGCGUUAUUGGUAUCUGUUAA
Messenger RNA from Bipolaris maydis ATCC 48331, 827 nucleotides. RefSeq lists its product as uncharacterized. The record is from RefSeq and is a predicted model, not a curated record. Gene Ontology annotation, cellular component: intracellular anatomical structure. Gene Ontology annotation, molecular function: oxidoreductase activity, acting on NAD(P)H, oxygen as acceptor. Lineage: Eukaryota; Fungi; Ascomycota; Dothideomycetes; Pleosporales; Pleosporaceae.